CUUCCACUGCAAGUUCACAGCAAAAGAAAAGCUAUAAUCUGGGAGAUAAACCUGCUGGACUGAAACACUAUCUAAUAAGGAUGCAGGUGCUGCUCUGUGAGGUAACAUUGGACCAAUCAGAACAUGCGCACUGACAAGGCACCUGGCCUGAGUGGGACUGGGAGCCCGCGCGUUAUAAGAAGCAGCAACCCGGGAUUCCCAGCAGAAGAGAAACCCGCAGAACAGCGUCAUUCAUUACGAGGGAGGCAGGCGAGAGAGAACCGAAAUGGAUCCUUCUUUAAGAACCAUUGGCCAGGGAUACUUUGGGAAAGUAUACAGAACAAAAUACAAGGGCAAAAUAGCAGCAUUGAAAAAAAUCCCAGAAUCCACAUUAAGACAAAGUCAUUUACAAAGAGAACUUGAAAUAUACCAGAAGCUGAAUCACGUUAAUAUUGUAAAGCUGCUUGGAGCUCCUUGGAAAGAGCAUGACGUUUGGCUUUUCCCGUUGGAGUUCAUUGAGGGAGAAGAGCUGGAGACGGUCAUCUUCAAUCCACGGGGAUCCAAAAUCCAGUUGACCAAUCUGGUCAAGGCCACCAUUAUCACUGGAAUGUGUAGAGCCUUAAAUUGCCUUCAUGAGGAAAACAUUGUGCACCAGGACCUGAAACCAGACAACAUCAUGAUUGAGAACUACACAUUUCGCCCCGUUCUGAUUGACUUUGGAUUGGCCAAAUUGGUAACUACUGGAGGCUUCUCUACCGCAACAAACAAUGGAAAUAGAGCUUAUGCAGCUCCAGAAAUCCAACAUGGUGGCGUUCGAAAUAAACCCUCUGAUGUCUGGGCCAUGGGGAAGAUCAUAACUGAUCUGCUUCUGCAAAAAAGGGUUGACCCGCUUAAAUGCGGCUGCAGACACGUUGAAGAAAUUCUGAAGGGAAUGCCGUAUGCUAGAUCAGUGAGCCGAAUGGUCUAUACCAAUCCACAACUGCGAGUUGAAAUUAAGAAGAUAUUGGCGGAAAUAGAAAUGGCUGGGGAGGCCUUCAAGAGUUUGGGAGGCAUGUCUCGUAGGGGAGGUUUUGGGAUCAAUGCGGGUCAGGUUGAAAAGGUUCCAGUCGAAAGAGUGGCCAAACUUAAGGAAUUUAGUCCACGGCCAUGAUUUCUGUUUGAAAAGAGGGGUUUUAAAGAAAUUCACAAAUCACUUUAUUUGCAUUAUCAGCACCCUUUUUUUUAAGCAAGUCUUAUAAAACUAGAAAUAUGAUCUAUUAUAUUUUGAGUUCUCUGUUUUUCAAGUUUUGUAACUUCAUUUUCCUUCUUUUAGUGCUAAUGAUGAGGAAAUGGCAUUGUGAAUUUCAGCCCUUCGGCUUUUGUUUCUUAUAAAGAUUUUACUCCUUUUUAUUUUUUUGACAGUAUCACAGUUUUUCCUCUUUACUUUUUCUUUUUUUUCUUUGUGUAAUUGCUACUAAAAAACUGAGGCACAAUGUCACUGGCUCACAGGUCUGCACCACAUCGUGUGGAAUUGUGUCCUCUAGGGAGCUAGGUUGAGACCACCACGUUCAUAGGGACUUUAUACCAUCAGUAAAGAUUGUGGCUUACUGCCAGAAUUUGCCUCUGAUGAAGGAAGUGGCCAUAAGCAGAGUCCAUAUGUUAAAGGCAGCCUGAAAUAUGUUUGAAUUGCAAAGACUGGUUUCAUUUCAGAAGUGUUGUACGGUAGCUCCUAAUCUGUAAUGCAAUCUGUAUCACUGUAUAGGUUUUUUUAAUUGCAUCCUGAUUGGUUGUAUUAUAUUUUUCUGCAUUUCUCUCUGCUGUCAUUUUCUUCAUCUACAGUACAGCACACAGCCGUGUGCACAUGUAUUAGAACACCCCGUCGCUUCUGUAGUUUUGAUUUGUUGUGCAGAUGAUAUCAAACCGCUGCAAAUGAAAACCUUGGAAAAGUGUAAAAGCUCUGUAGGCAAGGAGGGACACUACAAUCCUCACCUCAAUAUCUCCAGCAUACCAUUCAGCCCAAAGCCUGUCACAAGGAGAAAUCAGCAAACGCUUUCCUGGUUUAAAAAAAUGUUGUCUAAUUUGAUCAACUUCCUUGUAAAAUACCUUUUCAAAAGGUAUGCAUAACAAAACGCUUCUCUGAAACUAUACACAAUCUAUUGUUGCUUUGGGGCAUCGUAUUGUAUUACAUUUUAAAUAUUUAUGGGAAUAAAGCAUUUAUGGGA
Molecule: messenger RNA, 2180 nt
Organism: Acipenser ruthenus (sterlet)
Lineage: Eukaryota; Metazoa; Chordata; Actinopteri; Acipenseriformes; Acipenseridae
Exons: 5
Coding region: 266-1129 (287 amino acids)
Biological process (GO): protein phosphorylation; mitotic DNA damage checkpoint signaling
Cellular component (GO): nucleus
Molecular function (GO): protein serine/threonine kinase activity; ATP binding
Source: RefSeq, a predicted model, not a curated record